Messenger RNA from Seriola dumerili (greater amberjack), 1030 nucleotides. It is a transcript of the gene hsd11b1la, whose product is annotated as hydroxysteroid 11-beta dehydrogenase 1 like. NCBI's taxonomy places the organism in Eukaryota, Metazoa, Chordata, Actinopteri, Carangiformes, Carangidae. Gene Ontology annotation, molecular function: oxidoreductase activity. The coding region runs from base 127 to 990 and encodes 287 amino acids. The transcript is spliced from 6 exons. The record is from RefSeq and is a predicted model, not a curated record. Gene Ontology annotation, cellular component: intracellular membrane-bounded organelle.
AGAAAUGGAGGGUGGAGAAUUGCAUAAAUAGUACUUGGUUUUCAUUUAUCUCCCGUUCAAGGCAGUUGUGGAAAGGUCUGGUCUGGUCUUACUAUCGCUUAAAAUUAUUAAGUACAAGUUUAUAACAUGGGUACUUUCACAAAAAUCCUGUUAGCAAGUAUAUGUGUUGCCUUCAUAGCCGUCAAGUGGAGUGCACCUAGUUUCAAUCCAGAAUCUCUCAGAGGUGCCAGGGUAUUGGUGACUGGAGCCAGUACGGGCAUUGGUGAACAAAUGGCAUAUCAUUAUGCCCGCUUUGGAGCCCAGUUAGUUAUUACAGCAAGGAGGGAGAAAGUGUUACAGCAGGUGGCAGAGAAGUGCUUGAGUUUGGGAGCCCAGAAAGCACUUUACAUAGCAGCAGACAUGGGCAGCGAGUCAGACCCCGAGAGAGUGGUAGAUUUUGCUCGGGAAAAGCUUGGAGGGUUGGAUUACCUGAUUCUGAACCACAUUGGCCCGAGCCCCUUCAGCAUGUGGGAGGGAAAUGUUGAACACGUCAGGUGGCUGAUGAAGGUGAAUUUCUUCAGCUAUGUUCAGAUGGCUUGGAAAGCUUUGGACUCCCUCGAGCAAAGCAAAGGGUCACUGGUGAUUGUUUCAUCACUUUUGGGUAAAAUUCCCAGUCCCUUCGUGGUACCGUAUACCUCAACAAAAUUUGCGGUGAACGGUUUCUUUGGGGCCCUUUACCAUGAGCUAGCUAUGAGGAAGAGUAAUGUGUCCAUCUCUAUAUGUACACUGGGGCUCAUUGAUACUGAUUCUGCAAUGGAGAAAGUCAGGGGAGUCACUGAUGUACCAGCAUACCCUGCCACAGAUGCAGCUUUGAACAUCAUCAUUACAGGAGCUACAAGACAGCCAGAGCUCUUCUACCCUUGGUUCACCCACAUUGUGAAUCUAAGCAAAGACUGGAUCCCUUCUGCCACAAGUUAUAUCAUCCAGAACUCCUACAAAUACAAUCCAUGAAAAAUAUUUAUCUGUAGUGCUGUUAUAAAUUUUCUCAAUC